AAAAAAUAUAUCAUUGAAAAUAAAUAUAUUUUAUGUUUUGUUUGUUAAUAGUUACUAUGUAGUAAAGAUGCCAAUGUCAAUUUAGUUGACAAAGAUGGUGAUACAUGUCUUCAUGAAGCUUUAAGACAUCAUACAUUAUCACAAUUAAAACAAUUACAAGAUGUUGGAGAUAGUGGAAGAUUAAUGAAUAUUUUUACAAGUUCAAAUGGUUAUGAAAAACGACCAAGUGUAGCUAUUGCUUGUACAUUAGUUAUGCAUGGUGCAGAUUUGUCUGCAAGAAAUAAAAAAAAUCAAAAACCCUUUGAUCUAUGUCCUGAUCCACAUUUAUGUCGGAUGUUAACUCAAAAAUAUAUAGAAUAUAAUCGAGAGCAUAAUAAUGAUCAACAAUUAUCUCCAAAUAGUAGUUUAACUGAAUGUCUUGUUUGUUCUGAUAAUGAACGAGAUACAUUAUUUCAACCAUGUUCACAUGUUGUUACAUGUCAUUUAUGUGCUAGCCGAGUUAAAAAAUGUUUAUUAUGUAAAGAAAAUAUUCAAACAAGAAUUCAAAUUGAACAAUGUAAAAUAUGUUCUCAACGUAGAGCAUCUGUUAUGUAUAAACCAUGUGGACAUCUAAUUGCUUGUGAAGAAUGUGCUGGUCUAAUGGAAAAAUGUUUUGUAUGUCGGGUAGCAAUUGAUUCAAUAGUAUCAUUCAAUGAACUUUGCUGUAGAAAUAAUGAUAAUCUUUCAAUAAAAUCCGAAACAUUAACACCACCAAUACCAACAUCAUCGAAUGAUGUAAGCGAUGCAGUAGCAUUAGCUCGUUUACAACAACAAUUGCAAGAAAUUCGUGAACAAGUUCAUUGUCCGAUAUGUAUGGAUCGAUUAAAAAAUAUGGUCUUUUUAUGUGGCCAUGGUGUAUGUCAAAGUUGUGGUGAUCGUGUACAAGAAUGUCCAAUAUGUCGAAAACCAAUUGAAAAAUCUAUUAUUUUAUAUACAUAG
Molecule: messenger RNA, 978 nt
Organism: Rotaria sordida
Lineage: Eukaryota; Metazoa; Rotifera; Eurotatoria; Philodinida; Philodinidae
Source: the annotation of a GenBank genome assembly